Molecule: messenger RNA, 3330 nt
Organism: Chondrus crispus (carragheen)
Lineage: Eukaryota; Rhodophyta; Florideophyceae; Gigartinales; Gigartinaceae
Exons: 1
Coding region: 1-3330 (1109 amino acids)
Source: RefSeq, a predicted model, not a curated record
AUGCCGCUAACAGUUCCUUUGGAGCCGAGUCUGGACUCUCUGCUAUCGUCUCCUUCGUACGACGCCCUGCUGCUUGCCGCAAUCGUCCAGCGUUGCCCCGGUAGCCAUACACGCCCCUCACUUCAACUGCUGCACGCGGUUUCCCCUCAUCAUUCUCCGUCUUCUCCGACUUUCACGUCUGCUCGUGAUGCCCUUCUUGCGGCAGCACCGUUUAUCUUUCCAUCGGACAUUCCACAUCCAUCUUCGGACUCGGACUCUGAUCUUGACACAGAUUGUGACACCGACCCUCAAGUGAGCGCAAGCUCCGAAAAGGCACCCUCAGAAGCCCCUCCUUUGAAGUUGACCCCCACUGCAAGCAGUACCCCUGUUUCCCCGACCGAUUUCGAUCCGGCCGCUCAGCUGGAUCGAGCCGUCGAGAGCUCGCGUACUCUUCCGCUGUCGUCGGUUGCAGUUUUUGAUGCUCUCGCAGAGUCAUCUCCACGAAUACCAUGCAAAAUCUCCUCUAUUUCGUGGGGUCCUCAGGCGGAUGCCGGGAAUGAUUCCCCUCGAAGAGCCAACAGCUUACCGCGGAGGCCUAACAGUUCUCCACCACCUCGUCUCCGCUCCCUUGGUCUUCCCGGAUACACUCGAAGCAGAGACUCUGGAAGAAGAGAUAAUGGCGAGCACAUGAAGAGAGACCCUCGGGCUCAUAGCAAACUUUCCAUGCGCUUUCGUCAUCUUCUGCUUGAGGCGCAGUCUCACGUUUUUGCCAUGACGGCCCGAGACGGAUCUAGGCAGUAUGUUUACUGCAGGUCCUUAGCGCCCAACCAUACAUUAGUGGUUGUAACUUUGGUUAGCUUUACGGCCGUUUAUGUCUCUGCUCUUGAGCAUACAGCUGCCCGAUACGUUCUACUUGUGGAUGAAAGGUCAGUUGAGGAGCCACGUGCAGGGAGACAAAUGUCUGAGUCUACUCGGUUUUUAACUUUUCAGCUCAUGCGAUGCCCUGCGGAGGUUGCAAAACUCCUAGUACGCAAUCUUUUCGAAUGGCUGAAGGCUAGCACUUGUCCCAGAGGCCAGAGCGAGAAAUGCCACAGCUUGUUGAAGAGAGCAAGGUUGAGAUUUUUGAGCGAAAAUGUCGAUGCGGAUUUUGAUGGUAGCGUUGGCAAUCGUCCCAGUGCAACAUUCCCGACGUCCUCGUCGACGAGUUCAGGCGGCUCUUUGGGCGCACGGGAUGGACUUCCAAGGAGGCUUUCAACUACUACUUUGCUGGGGUUGCCGCCUGAGUGGGAUACUAACCGGUUCUUCGCGAGAAAAGACAGCGCGUCGGGCGGCAGUAAUGGGCCUGAGGUGACAGAAAUCCGUUCUCUACCAUGGGAAGUGGCUGCAGAGUGUGACGGGAAGCAUUUGAUAUCAACCGUGACCCGUGUUCUAGAGCUCACCGAUGCAACGCUGCUCUUCCGACACUUUCAGGUGCGUGCCAUUAUGUCUGUGAUUGUGGCUUUGCUUGAGGAGCGCCGGGUGUGUAUUGUAGGACCCGACACAGCAAUUGUAUCUCGUGCCGUGGUCGCUUUUGACAAUUUGCUCAGACCAUUUGAGUGGCCACAUUUGCUGUCGCCAAUUUUGUUGGAGCAUAUGCUACCAGUUCUUGGGGCACCCUUUCCGUUUUUGGUAGGCAUUCUUGGUGGUCACAUGAGUGCAGCAAGAAAUCUUCCAUUGGGAGAGGUGAUUUUUGCAAGUCUUGAAACGGGGAAAGUCACUUCGACUCAAGAGAGCGCUGUUGAUUUGCAUAGGCGGAUACCUCGCAAGGUGAGGAUGCGGUUUGAGCGGCGUCUUUUGAGGGCAAAAAAUGCAUGCUUACGGCAGGUGAAUAGAUCAAUGCCAUUCCCGUUCGUUCCCAAUGUUAGCAACACUGCGUCAUCGUAUUUUGAAGACCGCCUGUUUAGUCCAAUGGCGAACAGAAUGAAGUCUUCAGGACUGUGGCGUUCGAAAUCGCAACUGCGCCUUUACAAUGAGGCCAAUCCACAGAAUAUAUGGCUUGAAUGUGAAACUGUGGAUUCACUCGAUAGAUACAUGCGGAAGUUUUUCGCUGAACUGCUGAGUGGCACCUCUACCCGCGAAAGGAGAGGCACGGGCGAGCUACCCGCGAAGGGUGAAAAUUUAUGGAAGAGUGUCCCAAAUGGGAACAAGUUUGCUUCUUUGCGGAGGGAUGCUGACCGCCAGCAAUUGGCUAAAGCCUUCCGCGAAACACCACUGUUCAUGCAUUGGGAAGAGUUGGACUCAGCAAAUAUGACGUUUGGGAUCUUAAAAUCCGAAGCAUCCCAAGUGAGGAAGCGAUCGACUUUACGUGAGAAAAUGCUCUCCGCCAGAGACUCCGCAGCCGCGGAUGAGGACUCAGUUAACGAUGAUUCGGCAAUGGAUAUGCUCGGUGCGAGCGACCUUGAAUGCUAUGAGGAGAUCGGUGAUGAUUUCAUGGUAAACGUCGGUGACGUCUCCAUUUGGAAUCAAAGUCGAAAUAAGAAGCUUCGCAUGAACAGAAAUCGGCUUCACUUCAGUGAUGAAGUCGAAGAGUUUGGCAGUGACAACUCGGAUUUGCAGUCUGAAGUUGAGCCUGGCUUUAUGAAGAAGGAGGCCAGGUCCUCUGGUAAGCCGAGGAGGAGGAAUGUGAGUACAGAUUGCAUCCCAGAUGUGGACACGAGUGUCAAAUUUAAGCCACAGAAGGGACCUAAAGGCGUCAGAGGCAAGGCACGCCGCCGCCAACAUGCCAGGAAAGACUUAUUGGUGGAUUUGGAGUCACUUCUAUUCUUGAAGGAGAAUAUUCGAUCUAUUCCCAGGGCGCGUCGAAGAAACGCUAGCACAGAUUGCAUACCAGACGUCGAACCCAUGUAUCCAAUUGAGGAUAACGGUCGUCCGCUAUUAAAGCAACACCGUCGAACAGCGACCACGGACUGCGUCUCGACCUUUGACCUAGGUUUACUGGCUGAAGUGUCCCCACCGACUGUCCAGGAAGAAGCAGUCAUCACUGAAAAUCGACUGAGGUCGGAUACGGAUGAUUGGGGCCGUGGUGGCGCGGCGAGGGUACCAAUUAGGUCAUGGCGUUAUCUAAGGAUCCCACCCUAUCUGCGUGAGGUGGGAGAGCGUCGUUUGGUUGUCUCGCCAAACCAAUCUGACGAUUGCGAUGUGGAUAAGACAGAUGAGGACGGAACGGAAGUUGAAGAGACUGACGAGGAAACUUUGGAUAGACUUGAUAUCGAAGGCAGUGCUUGCGUCUUUCCAAGUGAAGAUGCCAUGCUGAGCAAAAACCAUGUUCGUGCUUGGGGUAGGCGUCGUGCUCGCCACUCCCGUGUGUAUUAG